UCACAGCCGCCGAGUGGGGAAAUUCUUUGGCUCGUCAUAGCGUCUUUCUAGCCAAUCUCUCUCAUCUCUAUCACUGACUCGCCGGACUGGGUGACGUUGGACAACAAAGAUGGCGGCGGGAAGCAGUAACUACUGGGAAGAUCUGAGGAAGCAGGCCAGACAACUGGAAAAUGAAUUAGAUCUCAAAUUAGUUUCUUUUAGCAAACUCUGCACAAGCUACUCCCACAGUAACUCCAGAGAGGGAAGACGCGACAGGUAUAGUUCUGAUACAACGCCACUCCUAAAUGGAUCGAGUCAGGAUCACAUGUUUGAAACCAUGGCUGUUGAAAUUGAACAACUCCUUACAAAGCUUACUGGGGUGAAUGACAAAAUGGCAGAGUACAGCAGCACAGCUGGUGUGACAUCAAUAAAUGCAGCACUAAUGCACACAUUGCAGAGACACAGAGAUAUACUGCAGGAUUACACACAUGAAUUCCACAAAACAAAAGCGAAUUUCCAGACUAUUCGAGAAAGAGAAGACCUCAUGGGAUCAGUGCGGAAGGAUAUUGAAUCUUACAAAACAGGCUCUGGUGUGAACAACAGGAGGACAGAGCUGUUCCUGAAAGAACAUGAGCACCUCAGAAGUUCUGAUCGGCUGAUAGAAGAAACCAUAAGCAUUGCAAUGGCUACAAAGGAAAACAUGACGUCGCAGAGAGGAAUAUUAAAAUCCAUACAGAGCCGGAUGAAUACCCUGGCUAAUCGUUUUCCUGCAGUGAACAGUCUCAUCCAGAGGAUUAACCUGCGGAAGCGCCGGGAUUCUCUCAUCUUGGGCUCCGUUAUUGGCAUUUGCACUAUCUUGCUGCUACUUUAUGCUUUCCAUUAAUAACUGACACAGACUCUGCCACAAACCAGAGGAGCAGCUACAUCAGGAUGGAAGAAAAACAUGGAAGUUGAAGUUCUGCACACACCAAGUGUAUAUAAGGGAGUGGGGAUAUUACAGGAAUACUUUACUUUUAUUUUAUAUUGACAGGCUAUAGUACUGGCAGCAUCCAAAUUGCAGACCAGUAGCUGUACAUAGUCAUUGUCAUCUAAUCUUCUAUGUACAUACUGAAUUUUUUCCGAUUUGUGAAAGGCUUAUUGGUGUCUGUGAGAGGAAAUGCUGAGCGGGCACCUUAAAGGACCACUAACCCACUAAAGAUUUGUUAUAAUGUACUGUAUGGCAGGCAUUGCAGAUCAGUAAGGUUGUGUAGAUAGGCUCAUGGACAAUUUUACUAGCUUAAAUAAUUCUUAUUCAGUUAUAUGAAGAUGUAUACCAGGCACAUGUACAUAACCAAUUUACUAUGUACUGAUAACAUUUUCAAGGCAUGCAGAAAAAAACAUCAGUCGCCAAUAUCCACGCAAAUUUGUAGAAACCUGACAUAUUUGUGGUGAAGUGUUUUGAAAUGGUAUCCACACCGUUGGUCUGGUUUAGUGUUCCUGGAGGUAGCAAGCUUCAGUUAUUUAUACAGUAACCAUACAGUCCUUGUUUGACCAGACUUCACAAAAAAAAAAUAUAAAGUAUAUAUCUAUACCCUUUUUAUUUACAAAAAAAAAGUAUAUUAAUAAUCUUCAUGGUGGAAAACGGGUAACAUUGCAAUGUUAAUUUAAAGCAAACCCAUCAUGUUGAAAAUGCCAUAUGAUCAGCAGGCAGCAUGAGCUGAGCAGAUGGAUAUAUGUUUUUGUGGGAAAAGGUAUAAGAGAGCUAGUAAUUUAUUAAUUUAAACUUUUGCUCAUUUUGGGUUUAGGAGUCCAGUGGGCGGUCCUAAUUUAUUAGGAGUCCAGAGGGCAGAGGAGUCCAGUGGGCGGGCCUAAUUUAUUAGGAGUCCAGAGGGCGCUCUUACUCAGUUACUGAGUAAGACCGCCCUCUGGACCUCUAAGUGAAGAAUGAGCCAAGGUUUAAAUGAAGAAAAUGUAUAUUACAUUUUAAUUUAAAUUAAUAAAUGUACUGAAUCUUUUUUUUUUUUAUAAAUACAUAUAUGAAUCUGCUCAGCUACUCCUACUCUAUGACAGCCUGCCUGCAAUUUUAUUUUGCCAGGUACCCUUUAGGGUGGGGUCACACGAGCCAUAUUUUGCGGCAUACUUGCUGCUUCGAAUUUUCCUGCUCAUUGAAGUCAAAGGGUAGUAAAAUCAGCUGCAGAAAGGCCAUAUUGGAAGUUUGACUUUGGGUCCCCUACAGAUUGAUAAUACUAAGUGUUAAAGGAGUAGUCCAGUGGUGAUUCAGGGAUAAGUUUUUCACCACUGGACUACCCCUUUAACUGUACAUUUGGUUUUAACAUUUUAGAUGCUAAACAGUAAUGUGCACUAAGGUGGAGGUCUUCCUUAAAGGGCAGAGUGACUCAGGUGCGGAUGCACUGAUGGCAGCCACAGAGGGACAAUAGAGCGAGCUCCCGACUGCAGGCGGGUAACUCUGUGUGUUCACUCUUAGUGGCGGAUUCCCCACUGUAGAAAUCCUCCGCUACGAGCGUACACACAGAGCUUCACAGCCACAGUCAGAAGCUCGCUCUGCAGUCCCUCUGUGACUACAGUGGGUGCAUCCGCAGCUGUGGCACUAGUUCUGUAAAAAUAAAAUAAAAAUCGCAUUGCGGCCCCUUUAAAUAAGCUGUGUUUAGGCUGAAUGUCUUAUUUAGUCAUUUGGGUGAAAACUGAGCUCUUGUACAAGCAAUCCAUACAUGAGUUUUAUGUUUGACAUAGCUGUUGAAGGUAUGUGGUUAUAUAUGUGCAUAGUCACCAAACUUAAAGUGUUCCUGUCAUUUUAAAAAGAUUUUGACAUGUUACAGAGACUCGUCAAAAGUUUUCGGUGGUAAGACACUUUAGUGAAACUUCUAUUAGGCUCAUAUAUAUAAACAAAAAAAGAAAUGGAGAAAUUUCCUCUAGAAACCAAUUUGCUAUUUACUUUGGCUUUCAGAUUACUCCAUAAAGAUGUCCUCUGGAUUUAGAUUGUUAUUAGCAAUUUCUCCACUUAACGGCCAAUAUGUUUAGUUUUCUAGUGAAAGUUACAGAGUACCCUAGUAUCCUUUCGUGGUUCAAAAUGGCACCUUUUUUUUUUUUGCAAUUUUUUUAAUUAAAAAUAAAAUAUGAAGCAUCUUUGCUGUUAGUCUUGCUCAAAACAUCCUUCCAUUUUAUGUAUACAGCACUUAUGCAGACCCAUUUCUAUCCAUUUCUACAGGCUACAAACAAACCCUGUGUGCCUGUUUUUGAAAGAGUUUUUUCAUGAUGCAUGAUUUUUGUAUGAUGAUGAUCUCUCUAUGUAAAUUCAGUACAGCCUUAGGCUGGAAAUGCACAUGCACUUUUUUGUGGCAGUAUCUUUAGCUAAACACAGAAGGGGAUCCAAAUGAAAGAAGAAUCAGUCAUUCUGUUAUGUUUUCCUUUUUUUGGCCCUACCACAAAAACAGCAUUUUUGACUUUCUUCUUCCUUCUAAGCCUCCUAAAUACUUGUUUUACAUGAGCAUAUUACUGAACUGACACCUGUAAUGUGCAUGUGUGAAUUUAACUCAAGACCAUUAGCAAAGUUGCUUCAUUUUUUUUAUUUUAGCUGUAUCUCAGUUAAAACAAUAGAAGUGCUUCAAAUAGAAUGAAAGUUAGCGGCAGCUCACCAAUUUUUUGGUGAGCUGCCGCUAACUUUCUUUCUAAUUGAAGCACUUCUACAUUUGUGUGGACUUUGGUAUGCUGAGCACCACCACGGGCUUAAGCAAGUGACUGUGAUCUAGACCUCGGUACAGGAUUUCUGCAUUACUCCUUAGCAACCACAGUAGUGCCAGUGGAGAUUUCUAUUUUUAUGCACAUCAGUUAAAACCAUGUGUGUAUGAUAUCGUUAGCCACUAAGAUUAUUCAGAUUCAUAGAACGUUUGCAGUUGUUUGUUAGUUCAUUUUCCCAAGAUUGCCAGUCAAUGAAUUUGAAGAAGUCAUUCUCCUGCUUUUUGCCCCAGCUCUCCUCAUGUAUGCAGCAACCACCACCUCUGCAUGGAGCAGUGGUGAUCACCCCCUUCUUCUUUUUGUGGUCCACUAAUCACACUGCAGAUCAGCUUAUCAUCAGCCGCAGUGAUGUCCUGCUUCGGCUGGUGUGAUAGGCUGAGUGGCAGUGUGACAUAUAAAGCUUCGGCACAAGGAAGAAGACCAGGGCUCAAUAUGUUACACUGCCACUCAGCCUAUCAGCAUCCAAGACAGGACAUUGCUGCCUCCAGCGAUAAGCUGAUCUGCAGUGUGACUAGUUGACCACAAGAAGCAGUAAGAGGACUGCAGUGGAGGCCGGGAGCAGGAUGCCAAAGAUACUAAGGGAGCGACUGGAGGGAAGUCCAUGUUUUUUUUUUCUUUUUUGUUUUGUUCAUUUUUUAAUACCAGAAUUGUGGGGAGUUAAAAAAAAAUUUUUACUGGCUUCCCGUAGUGCUUAUCUAAAUUCUUAAUUAGAAGUUCAAGAAAAAAAAAAAAAAACUGUUCCCAAAAAUUGAGAGCUGCAGAUCUCUAUAUAGGCUUUGAAAAACUCUUACAAUACAGAGAUGCUUCUUAACUGGUGGUGUGUGUUACAUUAUGGAAAAUGACAACUUUUGAUGUGUACAAGCCACUAGAAUAUAUCUACCCAUAAUUUUUAAGUUGGGUGCAAUCUUUGCUUCAUUAAAUAUUUUCAUGUGACAGUCAUAUCAUGUCGGGUAUCACCAAUUUUGCAGUUGCUUCAGAAUUGGUAUGAAUACCAAUGUCUUACUUCAUAGUUCAUGCAAGAAUUACUUUCAAAGAAAUGCAGCCUAAGGAUGAUUGUAACACUAGAGAAGUUAAUGGCCCCUAUUUAUACUGGUCAUGCAGAUGAACCUAAAUGAGAACUUCCUCCUUGUAACAGAGCCUAUUGCAUACCAACUAUCACCCCUGUAUUUCACUGAGCUGAAUUUCUAGUGGUAGAUUGUGUAGGCAUAAAAUGAUUUCUACUGUGUUAAGGCAAAAAUCUAAGUGGUUAUCCAGUUUAGGAAAAUGUAUCCUGUGUGCAAAUUAUAGGGGAUAAGUGUCUGUCCGUGGGGGUCCAACCAUUGGGAUCCCAGCUUUCUCCUGCACGGCGCUCCGGCUCUCUUCAUGCACGAAGCGGGGGUCGGCACCCGCCCUUCAUGCAUCUCUAUGGGAGAGCCAAAGUGCUGUACUUAGGCUUCUCCGGCUCUCCCAUAGAUAUGCAAGGAGGGGGAGUGUCCACCACCACUUCGUGCACUGGUCGAUACAGUCCGGGCAUGGGGAAGGGCGAGCGGUCCCAGCGGUCGGUCCUCCCGCUAUCUAACACAUCCCCUUCCCUUUGGAAAGGGGAUACAUUUUCCAAACUGGACUACUCUGUUAAUAUUGCAACUGCCCAGCUUAGACAUUGUUGAGGGACCUCAGAUGGCAUGUGACCAAAUGUCUGGGUUCAGUAGUCUUUCAUGCAGAUAGGAAUGGAAUUAACAAAUCCUUGUUUAGUAGAUUCUUCAUCAAUUUUAGAAUGCAAGUUAUAGCAUAAAACAUUAUUUCAUAUAGUGUGCUGCUGUGUAUAGAGUUUUAUGAUUUUUACAAAACAGAAGGAAAAAAUUGUGCCCAUUUAUGAUUUAAGAAAUUUCCUCAAGAUAGUGUAUGCUGCCUUAUGCACAUACUGACUUUGAAGGAAACCAUAGUAAACCAAGUAUGCUGUAUUAGUGCCUGCCACUGAUAUUUUAACAAAUACAAUUUUUGACAUGAGUGCAAAUUCUACCAAUGUAUUUCCAUUUCACACUGAUGGCAUAUUAUUGAGCCUCACUAGACCUUAGAAAGAGAGCAUCACUGAUUCAGCGGCUGUAGUUCUCAUGCACAGUAGAUGACAAGGUGCCACUGUGCAGGGAAAACUGAAGGGACCACAGAAAAUUCGGUGCCACAGCUCCUCAAUCCAAGAAAUUCUGACAAAGGUGGAGCCACACUUUGACAUGAGAUAGAGAUGAGAGGGAAUACCUUUUUAGGGUAGGGUCACGUGCAGUAUUUUGCUGUAUAUUUUCUGCCGCUGAUUCUGCGUUCCAUUGACUUGAAUGGGUAGGAUAAUACGCAGCAGCAAAAUAGGGCACAUGUGACCCUACCCUAAGGCAGUACUAAGGCUUUUCUAAAGGUAAACUGACCAUUUAGCCACAAAAUUGAGAUUUGAUGAUGUCAUGUGGAUGAAUACAUAGAAAUAUACUCUAAUAAGACCACAUACUUUUAGUUUUUGCUUGCCAGUAGAUUUUUUGGCCAGUUUCCAUAAUGUGACCAUAUUUUAGUGUCUUUGAUACAUCUCCUAUACCCUGACUUCUUGGGAUUCUAGUGUUCUAAACAUAGAUCCUUAUGGUGAUUUAAGUGGUCUGCAUUUUGGCUAUUUGUAAUCAACUGCCCACUUAAAUUUACCAAAGGCUGAUAAUCAGAAACUAGGGAACCAAUGGGUCAGUAAUACUUUUUGUUUUGUAGUGUUUUGAUUAGUAUUUUUUAGUCUAAACCAGGAUUGGAUCUGACGCAGAGAGAAACUAAUGGAAAGAUUUGCUUCUGUGUUUUUCACCCACUCCUGGUUUUGGCUUUAAAAAUGCUGACUAAAUUACUGUGUGUGAACAUAGCCUAACGGUUCUUACAUGGGGAAAAUUUACAUUUUAUGCUUUCUCUUGGAGCCUCUUUCAAUUUUGUUAGGAAACCACAAUUACAACAACAUUUGAAUCCUAACUAAAUCACCAUUAGAUUACUAAAUAGUAACUUGCAAGAAUGUAGCUAGAAUAUAGCUUUACUUAUAUAAUAGUCCCUGUUGAAGUGAAAGGUUGUAGCCAGGCACAAAUGCCAAGUUAUCCCUUUCUACUGACAUACCAUGUAUGUGUGUGAUCUCCUGUCGAAUGUGACAACUAAUUUAUUCAACAAUCCUCUUGUAAAGUGUUGGCAUUAUGAAGGGAUAUCUGAACCCAAAGUACCCACCUGUAUAUAAUCUUUCCCAUUUAAUAGCACUUUCUUAUUUUGCUUUACAAAUUGCUCAUUGAAACUAAUUAUAUUUUAUUGCUCUUGUAAUUAUUUUCCCAUCUUUGCACCCAAUGUGCAAAUCCUGUCUGUAAUAAAGGAAAAAAGCUUUGUUAUGUAAUUUAAUAAUAAAUUAGAGUUAUACAUG
Molecule: messenger RNA, 7102 nt
Organism: Hyla sarda
Lineage: Eukaryota; Metazoa; Chordata; Amphibia; Anura; Hylidae
Gene: GOSR1
Product: golgi SNAP receptor complex member 1
Exons: 10
Coding region: 110-862 (250 amino acids)
Biological process (GO): vesicle fusion; endoplasmic reticulum to Golgi vesicle-mediated transport
Cellular component (GO): cis-Golgi network; Golgi membrane; SNARE complex
Molecular function (GO): SNAP receptor activity
Source: RefSeq, a predicted model, not a curated record